This is a messenger RNA of Trematosphaeria pertusa, 888 nucleotides long. RefSeq lists its product as uncharacterized. The coding region runs from base 116 to 631 and encodes 171 amino acids. The transcript is spliced from 3 exons. NCBI's taxonomy places the organism in Eukaryota, Fungi, Ascomycota, Dothideomycetes, Pleosporales, Trematosphaeriaceae. The record is from RefSeq and is a predicted model, not a curated record.
GCUCGGCAUACCGAAUGCUCUUGGGCCACAGCGGGGAGAGGCUAGGCUUUGACGGACCCACCCCGUCGGUAGGGUAUGGGGGAUAAAGAACCGUCGGCGGCACCCAGCAUACGGAAUGAUACAGGGCGUGACUGAAUCCACGGCUCCUCGCGUUGCCAUUGCUUUAUGUCCUCUUUUGAUCACCCAGCGUCACCAUCUCGCAGUCUAUAAGUACCUGUCCGUUCUACCCACACUGUCCUUAUCAUCAUCCGAGUCUUGCUGCGUUCACCCUCAGCCACCCCUGUAUAGCAUCCUCGACAUCUCUUUCGUCGACUUUGGUCUAUCCGAGCAUUCUUCCCUCAGCAUCAUUACCAUGUCUUCGCCAUGGUCUCAGCGUCUUAGAGAGCAUUGCAAUGUCCGCCGCUUGGGAGAGCCGAGCUGGCAGGAUGUAUCCGAUCGUCGAGGAGGCCGAACCGCAUGGUCCAGCAUCGUGGUGAUUCAAGGCAGCCAUUACACGGCGCGCUUUUGGUACGACGGUAACUACAUGGAACAAGCACGGGAGGAUGCCGCGGAAAUAGCUCUACGUAACCUCACCGGAUAUGUCAACACCACGCAAGACCCGCCGCCAGCGAGUCAGUACGCUCAGGCCUAGUGCUACACGAAGAGGACUGAAUACUGCUGGAGCUUCGCCGCGCAAAAUCAGGUGUUUUGUGGGCUCAGGGAAAGGGCGGCAUUUUUUUGUUUCAAGACAUUACAUCUGGUAUCAUGGGAAUCUAGGACUCUUGCGGGGCCACGGGAGGCAUUUGUGUUCGACUUCGAUUUUUGGGGCCUCUCUUCUAGUCUCUCUUUGAUCCCUCUUUGAGCCUUCUUCACCUUUUCCUUUUGACCAUCCCCGGUCCUAGCGCAAGC